This is a messenger RNA of Nematostella vectensis (starlet sea anemone), 4765 nucleotides long. Its product is annotated as polyamine-transporting ATPase 13A3. Bases 277 to 3786 code for a protein of 1169 amino acids. The record is from RefSeq and is a predicted model, not a curated record. The transcript is spliced from 36 exons. Gene Ontology annotation, cellular component: membrane. Gene Ontology annotation, molecular function: polyamine transmembrane transporter activity; ATPase-coupled monoatomic cation transmembrane transporter activity; P-type ion transporter activity. NCBI's taxonomy places the organism in Eukaryota, Metazoa, Cnidaria, Anthozoa, Actiniaria, Edwardsiidae. Gene Ontology annotation, biological process: polyamine transmembrane transport; intracellular calcium ion homeostasis.
CUUGACCCAGUUGCAUCCUGGGAAAAUUCAAUAUGGCGGAUGAACGUCGAAUCACAAGGACUUAAUGUGAAACUCAAGUUGCGGACUGGUUUUCUUACGUAGACGGGAUUUAACGAGCUCACAAGACAUUUUACCUCCUCCACGACUAAAAGCACCCAUGUUUGAAGAGUGUCCUAACCCGGUGUUUUAGGGGUAGAUCAUGUACCCGGCUACGUGCUGUUGUUGCAAUCUUCUAACAUCUGUGGCGCAAUCCUAAAUCAUUCUUCGUCUGUGAGAAUGCCGAAUGAGCAUAAAGGCAUAAUUAUUACGGAUGACGAUGGCGAGCAAUUGGUUUGUUAUGGGUAUUCUACAAACACCUUCAAGUUGCUUUUGUUUUACAUGCUGGUUCUAUGUUCUGGUGGGUUCUUAAUUCUCAUCUGCUACUGGAAGCCAGAGUGGAAGUUAAAGCUUAUCUGCACACAAUGCCACUGUUGUAGAGCUGACUAUGUCUUGCUCAAGUCAUCUUACAAUUUCUGGAGUGUAGAAGAUGUUGUUCACGAGAAGAUACCAAAAAAUGGCACAAGUAUGGCCUAUGAAAGUAAUGACUGUAUCAUUGAUGUUACAAGUAACGAAAAACAGAAUCUUUUGAGUAAUCAAAAUGGAAGACAACCAUAUUCUGUUAUGGUUUAUUUUAUUUACCGCCACUUGAAAUAUGUAUGGAACUUUAGCAAUGGCAAGUUUGAAAUUCUGAGAGGCCUUGAUGAAAAUACAACAGUCAGUGGCAUAUUUGAACACGCCCCUGGGCUGCAAUCAGAGGAGGCAAUUAACAGAUUGUCCAUUUAUGGAUCAAAUAUUAUUGAUGUCAAGGUCAAGUCUUACGGGAGGCUAUUUCUUGAGGAGGCUUUGGACCCCUUCUACAUAUUUCAAGUGGCCAGUGUCUGCCUUUGGCUGAAUGAUAAUUACUACUACUAUGCAGUCGCUAUCUCGAUUAUUUCCAUUGGAUCGAUUUGCAUCAGUGUUCAUCAAACAAAGAAGCAUUUAAUGUCCUUACGAAACAUGGUAGCUCAAACAGACAUUGUUACUAUAUUGAGAAACAAUGGGGUCACUGAAGAAAUCCAGUCAACAGACCUCGUCCCUGGUGACGUCAUAGUGAUCCCUGCCCAGGGAGCCACAAUGCACUGCGACGCUGCUCUUAUCAGUGGCAAUUGUAUUGUCAAUGAAAGCAUGCUCACAGGUGAAAGCGUUCCUGUUACCAAGACUCCUCUACCGAGCCAUACUUCAUCCAAGAACCCCGAUGAAUCACACGAGUUUAAGGACGAGAUCUACAGCCUUGUAGGGCACAAGAGACAUACUCUAUUCAACGGCACCAAAGUCAUCCAGACCAGAUAUUACGGCCAUGCUAAAGUGCUGGCAGUGGUGAUAUGCACAGGAUUUUCGACCACUAAAGGCGGCCUGAUUCGCUCGAUUCUUAACCCCCGCCCUGUUGGCUUCAAGUUCUUCAGGGACUCGAUGCGGUUCAUUGGUUUCCUAGGUAUUUUAGCUUGCACGGGCUUCUCUUACAGUGUCUAUGUAUUUAUCAAACAAGGGGCAACAGUCGGUAAUAUAAUAAAGAAAGCUCUGGAUGUGAUCACAAUCGCGGUGCCUCCAGCUCUGCCGGCGGCCAUGUCUGUUGGCACAGUGUACGCGGUCCAGAGACUCAAAAAGCAGCAGAUCUACUGUAUCAAUCCCUCUAGAAUCAACAUGUGUGGGAAGCUGAAGUUGUUCUGCUUUGAUAAGACUGGAACUCUCACGGAGGAUGGCUUGGAUUUGCUUGGGGUUGUUCCUAUCGAUAAGGGGCGGUUCAGUUUUAUGGUGGCAGAUGCCACCGCCCUCCCAAAAUGCCCUCUCCUGGCUGCCCUGGCAACAUGUCAUUCCUUGACAGUGAUUGACGGCGAAAUCACUGGAGAUCCCCUCGAUCUGAAGAUGUUUGAGGCUACUGAUUGGAUACUCAACGAGCCUGGCGAGGAUACGACAAAGUUCGACACUAUCAUUCCUACGACUGUAAAACCGCGACGGAUCGACGAGUAUCGGGAGGAAUUCACCGUGGAGGAUGCGCUCGAGGGCAAGACGCCGUAUGAGAUCGCCAUCGUGCGUCAGUUCCCGUUCUCGUCUGAUGUGCAGCGCAUGAGUGUCAUCACGCGCACUCUUGGCGCCAAUCACAUGGACGUGUACGCUAAAGGCGCGCCGGAGACCAUCGCUGCCCUCUGCAGGCCGGAAUCAGUGCCGCUGAAUUUCCAAGAGGAAUUGAACAUUUACACAAAACAGGGGUUCCGCGUGCUAGGUUUGGCGUGGAGGCCCAUGAAGAAGAAGUUCUCUUGGGUCCAGGCUCAAAGAGUAAAACGUGACGUCAUCGAGUCAGACCUGACUUUUGUCGGCCUUCUGAUCAUGCAGAACGCCCUGAAGGAGGAGUCCACACCCGUGAUCCACAGGUUGCAGGAGGCAAGCAUCCGUACCGUGAUGGUUACUGGCGACAACAUGCUGACUGCGGUCAGCGUCGCCAGAGAGUGCGGCAUGGUCGGUAAACAGGACAAGGUGAUACUGGUGGACGCCAAGCUGUCCGAUGACCUUGCAAACAUGCAGCUCAACCUGGAAGUGAUGGGAGAGGUCCACACAGAUUCACCCACCGCAUCUAUAGAGUUACCAAGCCACCGUUCCCGUCGGCGGUACCACAUGGCGACUUCUGGGAAGACCUUCGCAAGGAUACGAGAAAACGACCCGGAUCUGCUUAAAAAGCUGCUAGUGUGUGGCACUGUGUUCGCAAGGAUGUCACCAGAGCAGAAGACGCAUCUCGUGGAGGAGCUCCAAGGGAUCGGGUAUUGCGUCGGGAUGUGCGGCGACGGUGCUAACGACUGUGGGGCGUUGAAGACCGCUCACGCUGGGAUCUCUUUAUCAGAAGCCGAGGCAUCGGUUGCUUCACCUUUCACAUCAAAAAUUCCUAACAUUGAAUGCGUUCCUAAAGUGAUCAAGGAAGGCCGUUGUGCUCUUGUCACUUCGUUUGCCUGUUUUAAAUACAUGGCUAUGUACAGUAUCGUCCAGUUUGUGUCUGUACUGAUUCUCUACUCGAUCCACUCCAAUCUUGCGGAUUUUCAGUUUUUAUACAUUGAUCUCGUUGUGAUAACAAGUCUGGCUCUUGUCAUGGGUAACCAACACCCGUUCCCUUACCUCGUGUCCCAGCGCCCUGGGGGCAGCCUGGUGGCUCCCAUCGUCCUCUUCUCCCUUCUCAGCCAGAUCGUUACCCAGAUCGCCUUUCAGGUUGUGGGAUUCCUGUGGGUUCGACAGCAGUCCUGGUUCGUCCCAGUUAACGUGACUUCCGUGAAAAACACAAAGGAUCAAGUACAGUACGCGUGUCACGAGAACUCCGUUCUCUUUGCUAUAUCUUCCUUCCAGUACAUCUUAUUGGCUGUGGCCUUCUCACGCGGCAAACCUUACAGACUGCCCAUAUAUAGAAACCUGUCGUUCAUGCUGGUUCUAGUAGUGCUCACGGCUUUCACGCUUUUCCUGGUUAUCUACGGUCACGAAAAUAAGCUGCACACAUUCUUCAAGUUGAAGAUUCUGCCGGAUUUCUAUUUCCGAUUAUAUCUCGUCGCACUUGCUGUCGGGAAUCUUAUUAUUUCCCUGUUAAUCGAGGAUUGCCUGGUGCCGUCCCGAUCUCUCGGAUUUCUGCUCAAUAAACUUAGACGUAAGCACCAACCUAAAAACCGAUACAAAAUACUGCAACAAGAAAUAGAUGGCGAUGCGUACUGGCCUCCAGUAAGCCUGCCCAGCUAGCGUCCUCAACGCAUAUAUAGAAACAUAUGUAUAUUGGGGAUAACAGGCAUAUAUUUAACAUUUCCAUUUCCAUCCUCGAUCCUUCGACUCUCUGUAGAUAUUUUUAAAGCCACUAUCCGCUGAGAUGAGAAUGGUAUAUUUGUUUUAGUAUAUACAACGAGCUUUAGAGCAAUUUUCUUUUGAAACCACUUGUAAAUCGACUAUUACACCAACCAUUUUGCUUGAUCUCGGGGCACAUGAAAAUAUCCAUCUCCUAGAAGGUGUAUAUUGCAUUUUAUCCCGAGUUUGUCAACCAAUGAAAUCGCUUGUUCUUGCGAGGUUCCCAAGUUUUAUAUACUAUAUGUAUUGGGAAUAACGAUGUGCGCGCUUGGAAAUUGCUUAUAACUACAGUGGCUGAUAUGUUGGUGCUGGACCCACCACCCCACCCCCCCCCCCCCCCCCCCCCCCCGGGUCGGUGCGUACUACAAUUUCCAGACGUUUUACUGAAAUAUAUUGCAAACGUAAGGUUGGUAGUAUAUCUUCCACUUGAGGUGUGCUUUGAUUGGUUACUUCCACUUGAGGUGCGCUUUGAUUGGUUACUUCCACUCGAGGUGUGCUUUGAUUGGUUACUAAAAGAAAAGCGGAGCUAUAAGAAGCUUAUUAUGGCGGUCGUCCAGGUAGAGGGCGAAAAAACGUUAAUGCCCCACGCAUUUUUCCUUCCCCUCCCCCUGCGGAGCGCAUUAUCCAAGAUGGUGGCCGUGGUAUGCAAAGUCCGUGUUUUCGGGGUUUUUCGUGCCAGAAAAACUAUCAAAGCCUACGAGUAGGCUACGUUAACCAUGGUAGGGAUGAAUAAACAAAUUUUCCGCUACCGUGUUUUUGAUAAGCGCGCGGAAGAUUGUCCCUUUUUACGAAAAAAACAAAUGUAUGCCGAUUUAUUAACAUUGUCUCAGUAUGACUUUAUUAUUAUUAUGGAUUUUAAAUAAAUAUUUAAAAAGUUAAA